GAACACCUGUGCACAUCACAUCCACCCUUGCCACCUCCUCAUCCCCUCCACGGCCAGUUCCACGCCAGCCAAGCAGCGUCACCCACGCCCCAGGGCCUCGUCACCGCGGGAGUCUCCUCGGAAGUCCUGCCCCAUGUGUUGAUGGAAAAUAAUGGCUGAGCCGCCCGGCGAGUUUUAGAUGGGCGGGGAAGGCGGCGUGAUGAGCGCGGCCAUGGUGGGCGGCGUGGUGGUGGGCGCCUCGUUAGCCGCCGCCACCAUCCUCUGCACCUCCCUCUGCCUGGCCCUCUGGUGCAGGCGGUGGCGCGGAAACGGUAACGACCCGAGUCCGGCCACCUUCCUCGUCAACAAACGGAAGCCAGGACAGGAGUUUAUCGCGGACCACCCCAUGGCCCUCGUCAUGCCCACGAUCACCCAGAGCGAGGCGGACAGCGAGCCGCGCACCCCCACGCCCACCACCACCCUCACGCCCACCAGCGAGUGGCCCAAGCGUGGCAUGUCAUCCUACACGCCGGCGUCCAGACCCAACACCUUGGACACCACGAAUUACCCAAGGAUGACGACCCUCGCAUCGCCCCCCAGCUACUCUCCGCUGCCCACCUACGCGACGCACCGCUCGCGCACCUCCCAGCGCCCCCGCUCUGCCUCACCCCGCAGUUUCCUGCCCACCUCGCCCCGGACUCCGCCUCUAUCCCUGCCGCUGAGUGCACGCAGAUGGCCGUCAGGAACUCGCCCCAGCUCCCCUCUCACCCCCGGCACGCCCCCCGGCCUGCUCCCUAGGACCUAUUUCAGAAAGGGCGUGGUGGGGUUGGAGGACCUGCGCGCGGCCCUCCACCACUCCUUCGUCACGAGCGAGCUGGGCGGCGGCGAUGCGCUGGAGGUGAGCACGCCGGACUCUAUCGAGGGGUGGGCGCCCGUGUGGACCCCGGCCUCCAGCGUGGGCUCAGGCGGCGGCUGUGGGCUGGGCGAGGUCCGGCUCCGUUUACGCUACACCGUCAGGACGCGCCUCCUGCACCUCCUCCUCUACUCGGCCGACCAGCUGCCCCACCGCCUCGGCCCUGACCCCGUGGCCACCUACGCUAAGGCGGUGCUGCUGCCGGAGAAGCGGGUACGGUUCACCACUCCCUGGGUAGCCGCCACGGACACAGCAGUCUUCAACGCCUCCUUCACCCAUCCGACCCGCCCCUCGCGCCUCGCCCACGCCACCCUCAGGCUCUCCGUGUGUCAGGUGCUGGAGGUGACGGGCUGCGGGCGCCGCGUGGUGGUGGGAUACUGUGCCGUCAACCUCUCCUCUAUUGGGAUGCGUUCCGGCCUCACCACCGACAUCGACACCGGCCUCCUCGCCCUCCACCUGCAGGAGACAGCCCCGGACCAACAGGUGGGCGUGGGAGGCCAGCUGAUGAUGGGCCUCAAGUGGGACACGGAGGCAGGCGCCCUCACCAUCAGGAUCUCCUGCAUCACCGGCCUUCAGCUGCUGCACCUCCAGCCGCCCCUGCAGGACAGCGCUCAGGCGUACGUCAAGGUGACUGUGUACGUGAACAACACCAUCCUGUGCUGGCGGCGGAGCGGACCUCAGCCCGUGGCGCCGAGGGUGGAGGUGGAGGAGAACCUCACCCUCCACAUGCCUGAGCUGGACCUCGACGCCACCCAUCUCGUCCUCAGCGUCAGACUCCGCACCCGCCCAGGCUGUGGGCGUCGCGUGGUGGGGUCGUGUUUGGUUGGGCGCGGUGGCUGCGUGGGGGAGGACGGCCAUCACCACUGGGAGGACAUGCUCAGGGCAGCCCCGGACUUCGUCAAUAGAACCCACCCACUCUCGACCCACCAUGACCUCGGCGCGCAUCCCAGCGACUACGACGUUCAUGAGUGGAAGCAGGACGCGGGCGGGAAGGCGUCUCCCCACUUCCAGAGCGUCCCGGAGAGCACUGCUUCAGACUACCCAACGACUUUCACCUCCUCUGCAAUAUCGAGUCGUCCCUUGAUCCUUCCCAGCCCGAGGAAAGCUUUGCCCAGCCCCCCAGACCAAAGCAGUCCGCCCACGAGCCACACCACGCCCCUCAACAGCUCGUCAGCCGUCACUCUCACCACGAACACGACAACUCUCAGUAGUUCCUCGGUGCUCACUGACCCCACAAAAGCCCACAUCAGCCCCCUAGUAGACUCCAGUUCCUCCACGUCCCUUAGCAGUCCCUCAGCCCUUAUCAGCCCCAGCAGCGCCCACAGUAGCAGUCCCACAGAGUUUGUAUCGCCAGACCUAACCUUCAGUGGCUCCCCUCCUGUUCCCAGCAGCUCGUCGGCUUUCACUAGACCGUCCUCGACCCUCAGCAGUAGGUCGGGAGGCAGAAGAAGCUGCACCCCGCCCCUUCCUGGCCCUACACCCCCUCACACCCCUACACCCCCUGCUGCCCAGACACCCACGCAGGGCCCUACACCCCCUCCUGUUUCCAUUUCUAUAUCUCCUGCUCCUACCUAUCAACAGGACACUCCGAUGCCCCCAGAUACCACCCCAGCACCUCUCCCCCACUCCCAUCUCCAGCCGCCCCCUCUACCCCCAGCACCCCCGCCGUCCCCCAGCCAAACCCGACCAAUAUCUCAGCACAACACGCUGUAAAAGGUUGUUGUCGGGUUACGGACGUCAACAGAAGAAUGUAAACAACGAGGUGCGUCUGGACACUAGCUUUAACGGGAUGUGUUACGGGAUGAAGUAUAUGUGUGUAUUCUAAAUAUAAAAAUAAAGCUUAAUGUGUAUAGGAAAAAAAAAAAAAACUA
Molecule: messenger RNA, 2763 nt
Organism: Eriocheir sinensis (Chinese mitten crab)
Lineage: Eukaryota; Metazoa; Arthropoda; Malacostraca; Decapoda; Varunidae
Product: synaptotagmin-3-like
Exons: 12
Coding region: 179-2605 (808 amino acids)
Source: RefSeq, a predicted model, not a curated record